Molecule: messenger RNA, 6294 nt
Organism: Cydia strobilella
Lineage: Eukaryota; Metazoa; Arthropoda; Insecta; Lepidoptera; Tortricidae
Gene: RYBP
Product: YY1-associated factor 2
Exons: 4
Coding region: 224-664 (146 amino acids)
Biological process (GO): positive regulation of DNA-templated transcription
Cellular component (GO): nucleus
Molecular function (GO): transcription coregulator activity; DNA binding
Source: RefSeq, a predicted model, not a curated record
AAAGCAGCGCGCAAAUGGCAAGUGGCGCUUGCUCUGUUUUACCGACCGAGCAAUGACGAGCUGUCAUGGCGAACAACCGUGGUGUACGUUUUCGUGCACGAUAAAACAAAAAUAAUGAUUCCUAUUAGGAAUAUCUUAAAUAAGUGCUUGAAGAACUGCUGUGGUUACUCUAAAGUAUCAUGAUUAACGUGUGCAAGUUAUAAUUAGACUUAAGUUAGUGAAAAUGGACAAGAAAAAUGCGAUUCGGAGAGCCAAAAGGCCUUCUAAGGUUCUUGAAGAAAAUUAUUGGGACUGCAGCGUUUGCACGUACAGGAACAAUGCAGAAGCCUUUAAGUGCUCGAUGUGUGACGUCAGGAAAGGCACAUCAACCCGAAAGCCGCGCAUCAACCCGGCGCUGGUGGCGGCGCAAGCGGCCGGCACCGCCCCCACCAGCUCACAGAAGAGACCACGCUCCGCCAACUCCUCACAGAAGAGAUCACGCUCCGCCAACUCGCUCAAAAAGAAGCGGCGACCCCCUCGCCUCAGCAACGUCGACCGCAGCUCCGCGCAGACCAGAGAGGUAACAGUAAGCGGCGUAACUGUGGUGAUCACAGAGUACAAGCCCAAGAAAUCAGUCUCCAGUAGCUCCAGCGACGUGGAAUCCUCCAACGACGCGCGUCCGUGAUAUCCAGGUCACUUCCACAAGGUUUGGCCCCUGUUAGGUACUUAAAUAGUUCUCGGUGGAAAAUAUCUCAUACCAUAACCGAAGGCUUAUUGUACUACGUGUAGUACAAAUUCUUAGCUCUCAUGAAGAAUGCUUUAAAUAACUUGUACCUACUUUAGGUAUGAUAUUUCCGAGGUCACUAGCUGUCCUGUUCAGGAAAGUUCGUUGUAUAUGAAACGAGAAAAUAUAUUGUAUUUGUGUGGGUGUAAUUUUCGUUUUUUGUGUUGACCUUUUUAAAUCAACUUAACGCCUUCCGACUUUAUUUAUUUUGAUUGACAAUUAUUUUCUGUUAGUUACUCAGAUUCAUUUUUGAGCCUUAAGUGUACAGUGUACGUAUGAGUAUGACCACGAAAUGUAUGUCUUAAAUUUUUAUGAUCAGUUUCAAGAAUCGAAACUGAAAAGCACCACGAAUCCACGAUCUCCGUAAAAGAAGCAUACAUGUAAAUGAAAAAUUGUGUACCUAGUUCCUUACAUUUCUCUUGUAACCCUCUAAGGUCCUAUGAGUCAUGAUUCCACACGCUGAACGAAGAAUCCCAUACACAUAGACUAUGUCUAAGUAUUCCCCGACGUAUUUCCAGUUCGCUGUUCCGUAGGAAAUAUUGCAAGUCGUCAGUGUUAUGUAAAAUAUACAAAAUAGAGGUUUUACAGUAAUACCACCUUUUAUUGUGAAAUAUGAAAUUUGUGAAGAUGACAAAUUAUUGACGGUUUUUAGUUUUCCAUAUUAUGUACUAUAUAAAGUACAUUUGGUUUUGGUCGAACAAAUUGAAAAUUUGCACAAAAUUUUAAAGACUUUGAAUUUCUCUUUUCUGUUUUAAGUGGCGAAUCAGCGUUUUUAAAAUGUUCGUACACAAUUUAGUAUUUAUAGCAAUUACAGCUAACUCAAACGCAAUUCACUUUUAUUAUGUUACCAUUUUUUUAAUGAUACGCUAUGUGGAUAUUGUCGAUAUCACUUUUUUUUAUAAUUAAAAUACAUAUAAUCGUGUUUUUAAUCAUUGAAAACUUGGUAACAAAAUAGGAAAGAUAACGGCGUUUGAGUUAGCUAUUCUAAAUGUGUGCAAACUAUUGUAGAAAUGCUCAAAUGAAUUUAUAGAAUGUAAUUAAGAAUCGCGACGUGGGAAGUGUAAAUAUUGGAAAGACCAGCUGGUCACUGCCAAAAUGUAAAAUGCAUGUAUAUAAUAGAUUUGGAAUUUUUGGAGUCACUGCUGAAAAGUGAGUCUAAGGCUGUCAGUAUCACUUUAUCUGUCAAAAUUGGCAGUUAAUUAAUAAUUUUACAAUACUACGUAAAUGGAAUUGUACUUCAUAAGGGACAAAAAGGGAAAAAACAUUGAGCGAUCAUAAAAAUGCUUUAAAUGACCGAGUAUCAGCAAAUACCUGUGCAUAUUUCUUAUUGCAUCGGCAAUUGAAUGACAGUUAAAUUUAUUGCCGCUUGUCCUUUUUUCAAAACCCAACCUUAAUAGGGCGAUCGUUCAUAAAAUAUAAUUGAGAAAGUAGUUGUAUAAUGUAUAAGUAAUCAGUCAAUUGAAUUGACAGUUUUGACCGAUCAUUUUGGAAGAAAUAUAUGAAGCAAGUUAACGGUCAAUGUUGAUAAGAAUGGUUAUUUAUAUUUCCAAUGGUAUUUGUCGUGAAUUCUACGUAUUUAAUGCUGAUCUCUUUUUUUAUCACUGGAAGGUUUUUGUCUAAAAUUGAUGAUUUACUUGGAUAACCCUUACAUUUAUCACAUGAUUUCUAAUAUGUAUUCGUAUCAUUUUUAGGGUUUCGUACCCAAAGGGUAAAAACGGAACCCUAUUACUAAGGCUCCGCUGUCUGUCUGUCUGUCUAUCUGUCUAUCCGUCUGUCUGUAUGUCCAUCUGUCACCAGGCUGUAUCUCAUAAACCGUGAUAGCUAGACAGUUGAAAUUUUCACAGAUGUAUGUCUGUUGCCGAGCUAUAAGAACAAAUACUAAAAACUGAAUAAAGUAAAUAUUUAAGUGGGGCUCCCAUACAACAAACGUGAUUUUUUGCCUAGUGGUACGGAAACCUUCGUGCGCGAGUCCGACUCGCACUUGGCCGUUUUUUUUACUUUUUGUUCACUCAUGUAUUCAUGUACGAUCACAUUGUACCUAUGUACAUUUAUUUUCACGAGGAGAUGAGACGUGUAUUGUAGUAGUCUUUAAAAAAAAUUGCUAUAACAGCAAUUAUUUUAAUGAUUGUCAUUAAAAUACGCACAAUUGAAUUAAACUGUUGAUACAUGUUAUCACAAAAUUAAUUAAUAGAUAUUAAAUUAUGAAAUUGUAAUUUACUUAUAUUUUUUAAACAUAUAAUGCAUCACUUGGCAAUUUAUCCAUUAUUUAUGUAAUAUUUUCAAUCUGCAUGUUAUUAUUGGUCUAUAAAAAGAAUAAACAAAUUAAUUAAUAGGCAGAGCGGCAAUGCCAAUACUAUUUUUGUUUACUUGAUUGUCGCAGAGGAGAUUAAUGUAUUUUUUAUAUACAAUAAAUAACACAUGUUUUGCUGCUAAUAAUGUUGCAAACCUUUUCAAAGACCAAUAAGCAGUAACAUGACGUUUUAGACAUAUACAUAUAUAAGUUUUGCUAUUGUUCUGAUGCCUUGAUUUAUAAAAAAAAACAGAACUGAACGUGUUUUAAGCAUAUGACAAUUAAAAAAUCUAGGCGAAUAGAUUCGAUUCGAUAAGACCACAUAUUCUAUAGCAAUUAGAUGCAGUUUCGUAAGUACAUAAUAGGUCCUUUUUUUGUCCUUAGGAAACUAGGAUUCUUCUAAGGUAUUAUUUCCCUACUAGAUUUGCACUCUUUCUUUAUUCCAUAUUGUAUUUUCACAUCACCAAUUCGAAAAAGGGCUUUUUCUUCCCUGCUAGGAGGGAUCAAAGUGGCACUUUUCUUCCCUGCUAGGACGGAUCAAAUUGACACUUUUCUGUUCUAGGACACUAUUUUUACAUUUUUUUUCGUAUUUUUUUUUGUGUUUAAAUAAUAUUUUUAAACAUUAUAAUUACCUCAUAGGUGAUGUGAAAAGCAAUAUGUGUCACAUGGUAGCAAAAUUAUUUCCAUCUUGGGCGUAAAACACUUGAAUCCCUCACUACGCUCAGGAUUCUACUUUAGAAUCCCUCGCUACUCUCGGGAUUCUAUUAUAGAAUCCCUCGCUUCGUUUAGGAUUCAAUUGUACGCCCUCGCCGUAAAUAUGUCAUUUUGCUCCCUUGUGACACAAUCUACUAUUAAUGCCUAGCUAAAAUAAGUUACCAAAAAUCUGUCGGCCCUUUUCUGUGUUCCUUGCGUUUUUUUUAAGUAUUUAUUUUAGCUAUAAGUCGUACAUUUUUCGUUAGCUUUAGAGUAUUCGUUAUGUAUUUUAGGAACUCAUAUUAAUUAGGCAGGUACCCAAUGGUGAAAAUUAACGUAACAAAUAAAUAGCGUAUUUUCUAAUUAACAAUUUAAUUACAUUGAUAUAAAUGGAAUUUGAUAUCACUAAUUAGCGAAAUAUUAUUUUACUCGAAGAAUAAUACAAUUUCUUAACGACCGCAAAUUUUAUUUCCUGAUUGCCUUAAUAGAUUACCUUACGUACGUAAAAUUUGUAAAGUUUGUUUCCGUUGCGCUCACACCCACGAUACCCACCUCCAAUCUAGGGAUACACAAACAAUUUUAGGACAAUCAUUUGUUCCAUUUUUAAUCUAUUAUGGCCUGGAUACAAGUCCAAUACCAAUCGUUGUCCUAUCGUUUAGUUACUAAACACGUAUAGGUAUUUUUUUUUAUUCUACUAAACUAGUAGAAUUAAAAAAAAUACCUACGUGUUUCUCAGAGAUAACGGACUAUGAUAUAGCUAGUUAUUAAUCAUAGUAAUAAUUUUGGUACCUAUUAAUUUAUUAUCAUUUUAUUUAUUAUAAUAAACUUAACCAUGUUUAGGCUAUAUGAUAACCACAGUUUCUACAAUAACAUUUAUUUUAUAUUAAUGUUCUACUUGUAGGACAAUACAAAACUCAGAAAAACCAGAAGUAUAAAUAAAACUAGUGUUGUUUUUUUAUAGUUUUGUGUAAGUGAAAAAUAUACAUAGAUAUACAAUAUUUUUUCACCAUCAUCAAUAUCAAUAAUAUCAUCCAGCAAAAUACGUUACAUGCAAAUUUAGUCUGUAGCUGUAACAACAUGCGCUUUCUGCCAAUUGUUCGUUGUAAAGGACUUAUGGUGUUUUAUUUUAUGUGUAACGUAUUUUGUUGACCAUGCUCAUUGGCCACUCCAAUCUGCUAGGGAUUUUAUACGAAUUAUUUUGUUUCCUGCCUGGCUAGCACAUGAUUGGCGCGACAGUAUCUCGCGGCGAGAUAGACUAUAGUAUUAAUUUUCUCAAAUGAUUUUUAGGCCUCAGACCCCAAUCCGUUAAACCAAAGCCUUUGUUUCUUUUAUGGUGCGGCGCCUUAGUCGCGUGCCGAGCGCGUGCUAAAGCAACCAUGUCAUUAAAAAUCAACUAUCGUGAUAGUAUUAAGUAUGGAUGGUAUAGAAAGGACGCCAAUCUCUUAUGGCAGAAUUGUUGAAAAAGUGACCGCUUUCAGCUUUAAAUAAUAGUUCCUAAUCUCUCCGGUGGCGCUAGUUAGGCUCUGGGACAUGAGUAUAACGUAUAACAUAAACCAACAAAUAACCCGACCAAAUUACGUAGGUUGUUUUUGGUAGUAUUUCGGUGUAUGGUGGCGCCGCCUAAUUACUGUUUUUUGAUGGACACUUUUCAUACAUAGAGAUUUGGCUCCUUUAUAUAGUCUAACAGGUCAUUCUGAGAUAACGAGUUUGGGUAAUGAAGGACGAACGGGUGCCUGUGUGUGGCCUCAGAAUACAGAGCGGCUACAUAAAUUUGAACCAUAUAAAUAGGACGGUAAAAUUUCUUUUUAAACGAGUUUGUUCCCGUUCAGUCAGUAGUGGUAGCAUUGGUAACCGCUGAACAAAAGAAACAAAGGCUUUUGUUUAACAGAUUAGGGUGUGAGGCGUAUAAAUAAUUUGAGAAAAUUCAUACUAUACCCGUCCCUCUUUAAUUAACAUAGUUCUGCCGUCAGAUAUUAAAAGGCAGUCUUCUGUGAACAAAAUGUUCUAAGAAUACUGCAUUUUAGUAUCUAACGGCCGAGUUAGAAACAGACGGGUAGUCCAUUCACUACUGCUUAUACGCAUAAUUUCGAGGACGUAAACUAACGACGAGUUGUACAGUCGCCAUCAGAUCGGUCGGCCAAGGUGCUCACAAAUAUCUGAACACGCAUCUAUUGUCAAGAAUGCUCAGAUAUUAUUGAGCACCUCGACGGCUCCGAUAUUUCUGGCGCCUUUUCUGUUCCAGAAAGUAAGAUCAUUGGUGAUAAAAUUAUCCAUAAUUUUAUUUACCCAAAAACUACGUCGGGACUUGUUUUGGGCGAUGUAUGUCACAAAGAAAAAAGUUCUUUUUGCCCGAAUGUGUAUGACCCAUUGGUAUUGGAAAAUUUGCUUUGUAUAUGGUUUGUAUUCGCUACAGAUAACAUAUUUUUGUACGAAUAGCGUAGUGGCUCCGGUUUCGAUACAUCAGUUAACCUAUUUGUAUGUAGAGUAAUGUUAAUUAUUUCUAAGUAUGUAUCGAUGUACGGUCCUGUAUAUAAAGAUGUGGAAUUUA